Messenger RNA from Paramacrobiotus metropolitanus, 17486 nucleotides. Its product is annotated as MAM and LDL-receptor class A domain-containing protein 2-like. NCBI's taxonomy places the organism in Eukaryota, Metazoa, Tardigrada, Eutardigrada, Parachela, Macrobiotidae. The transcript is spliced from 54 exons. Gene Ontology annotation, biological process: nervous system development. Gene Ontology annotation, cellular component: membrane. Bases 212 to 17320 code for a protein of 5702 amino acids. The record is from RefSeq and is a predicted model, not a curated record.
CUCACGUUCAGUAGUUAUGGUACAUCCGACGCCUACCGGUCAUAAGUUACGUUUUGACUUGUAGCAGCAGGAUACCGCGGAGUUACAGCAGUCCAGUGAAUUAUUUCGUAAAAGAAACGCAAGGCGUUUUUUUCUGCGGUUUGAAUUCCAUAAUAUUUAUCGUGUUUUUUGUGGAGAUUUUGACGUUCGACGUUUGGAAGCAGAUAGGAACAUGGGGCCAGGUCGGGGCCAAUAUAACCGGCAUCGCUAUGCAUGGAUGUGUAUUUUAGGUGCAUUAGUUGGCGCCAGCACUGUAGCACACGCCCAAAUCUCAUGCCAGUUCGAGGGGAACUACUGCGGAUGGACACCCAGUCCCGCUCAAAUAUGGCAGGUCACGCAAGGCUCGGUAUCUACUACCGCUAAGCCUCCUGCAGCAGGGCAAUGGAUGGCUGCUGCGAAUAGUCCCACUGGUGAUGAGAUGUACGCCGAGCUGCUCUCGCAAGAAAUCUACUUGACAUUCCAAACCACGCUGACGUUUCGCGUGCUUCAACAAAUGUUUGGAUCCAAUAACGAGCCAUAUAUUCAGUUGAAUGUAGUGCCGUCGGAUGGAUCACCGGAACUGAGGAUCUAUAGCAAAAACGAUCAAUUCAGCUGGACCAAUCCCUUUGUGGUCAACUUGGAGCCGCGUAGCACUGCUUUUCGAUUGAAGUUUCGACUGAAAGUACGCAGCCGCACAUUCUGGACGGCGUUAAACAACAUUGUCCUUAGAGACGAAGCGCUGAUCGGACCACCAACCACAACCGUGACCCCCAUCCCCACGACCACAACGAUAGCCGCCAGUAAUCUCGACCGUUUCAUCACGUGCACCUUCCGUGCCGGCAUGUGCGCCUGGCGCAACGCGGCGGACAACCACGUCUCGUGGACCGUGGAGAGCGGCACCAGUAUCGGUUUGGGACUUCCCGGCGCUCCCGAUGCAUCGACCGAUGAGCAGUACCUGAUGACGCGCGCCGGCAACUCACUCACCCAGCGAUACUUUUCCCGUCUGCGAUCACCGGCGUUUGAAUACACUGGCACCACGCAGAUCAGUUUCUGGUAUAACUUCAAAUCGGAAGGCGGUUCCUUGGUGGGAAGAACGUUGCUGUUCGUGGCGGGUAGUCAGUCUUUGGAAAUCACUGGGAGCACUUUUAACGGCGAAUUCGAUACGUGGCACCAGGCGCAGUUCACCAUCAACAGUAACGGUUUCAAUGAGUUUGAAUUUGUUGCCAGCAUGGAAGCACAGGAUCAAAUCGCUGUCGACGAAAUCGUUUGGACUGGCGACGAAAACGGAGCGCCCAACACUCUGCCGACCACCACCGUCACCACGACUCAGAGCACCACAACCCCCUCCACCCUGCCCACUACUACGUCUGCACCACGCAAUCCCCUGACGUGCUCCUUCGCGGAGAAUCUGUGCGGAUGGACCACGGAGACCAUCGACACUUUCCAAUGGCAGCGCGUCAACACCGUCACUGCCUCGCCGCAGAAUAUCGUCGCCCAGCCCGAUAUCGAUGGGUGGUUCUUGUUCGCGCAAGGCACCGAGCUGAGCAACGCCGAUCGAGCGCAUCUGGUGUCCAAUUCAAUCACACUCCGUGCACGGGCGGUUCUGCGCUUCUACGUGUACGCCACGGCGGCGGCCGGCGAUGGAAUCUACGUUAACCUGAAUUUCGCUGACGGGGAACAACUGACGAUUUCGCGACAGAUUCUGGGCUCGACUACCUUCAACAGAUGGGCUCAGCACAGCGUGCUAAUCGAGACACUCAACCGGGAAUUCAGCAUUGUGAUCGGAGCCGGUGUGAUGAGCAUUCGCCGUUUCGGACUGGACGAAAUCACCUUCGCACCGGAGGGCGAGGUGGUCUACGGCAGCAGCCCAAUUUUCCUAACGACGACUCCGCGCACCACCACCCAACGCAGCACACCCACCCCGCAGCCGGCCGUCACCGACGCCAUUUUGACCUGUUCCUUCGCCACGGACCUGUGCGGUUGGCGGACGCAUCCGGAAUCGGAGGGCGAAUGGCAGCGCACCCAGGAUGCCGGAGUGACCAAUCUCCCGGCGACGGCAUCCGAUCAGUUAGCCGAUCCCUGGUUUGUGGCCUUCCGAGGCACGUCAGCGGCGGAUAUGUCGCAGGGUCUGUUGGAAAGUCGACAGUUUUUGAACGACCGAGCACGGUAUAUUUCGCUCUGGUACUACAAGCGCGGAGUGUCCACGGGAAUUUCCUACCUGGGACUACGAUUGGCCGAUCAGAACGGCGUACAGGGCGAUAAUAUCUGGCGUCAUCAGGGUAUCGCCGAUCCGGACUGGGAACAGAUCCGCAUUCCUAUCAACACUACCGGACUUAUUUCGCUGGUUUUUUACUGUGGCGCUAACAACUUCAUCAUCUGCGGUCUGGACGAGAUCCAGCUGGAGAACGAGGCCGACCUGGAGAUCCUGCCCUUCCCCGGCAGCGGCAGCACCCCCGGGGGCACCCUGCCCACCAGCCAGCCCCUCCCCUCCGAGCCCCUCCCGGCAGUGACCUGCGACUUCGAGGACGGCUACUGCAAGGGCUGGCUGAACAUCGGCGACAUCCUGUGGGAGCACACCAACGACUCCGCCCCCUUGAUCAGCGCCGGCGCCCACCAGGGCUCCGGCUUCGUCUACAGCACCCUCAGUUUCGGGGGGCGGGAGUACGCCGCCAAACUGCGCACGGAGGAGAUCAACGCGCUGACUGAUGAACUGACCUACGGGAAGGUGACCUUUUGGGUCAAUCACGCCAACGCGGUCAGUCACUACCGCUUUUCGGUGCACGCUAUUUCCUCGGUGUUGGAGCACGAUGAAAUUGCCUUCGCGGACCCGGCCACGGAUACCAAUCGCUGGAUUCAACAGGAGGCGUAUUUCUGCUUGAACGGGCCCGGACAUUUGGUGUUCCGCGCCGAACAUUCCGACGUGCUGACCAGCAUCGGCUUGGAUGAUAUUGUUGGAGAGCUUUACCGAGAACCAGUGGGCAAUCCGGUGUGUCCCAUGCCGACGGACGCGCCAGUGACCACCGAGGCCAGCACCCGCUUCCCGCUGGUCACUCCCGAACCGCACGGUGACUGCUACAGCUGGUCGCCGCUGCCGGGCGCCUCCUGCUCCUUUGACACGGGCAUCUGCGACGGCUGGGGAUCCUUGGGCUUCUACCUACCGUUCGUCUUCGGAAACGGGCCCGUCGAGACCGGCGCCGGAAUUCCUGACGACCAACCAUCUUCCGGUUACGCGAUGACUAACUGCACCAUCCGUCCCGCGGUGCCCGACCAACCGCAGGAGCUGAUCAGUGAGCUGGACGGCCCGAAUGUACAAGUGGAGGACGGGAAGACCUUCCACGGACGCGUGACCUUUUGGUACUACUUCAACAAUAUCCGCGGCGACAACAAGUACCUGCAGGUGUACCUGACCACCAUCCUCAACACCGUGGUCAUCUGGAACGUCGAUCAGGGCCAGUCGGGGCGCUGGCGGUACGCCGAAGCGCAUUUCGAGGCCGACAUCGGCUUCCACGUGACCUUUGUCGCCGAACACAGCCGGUGCGGCACCCCCGUGGCCAUUGACUCCGUUUCCGUUGAAGAAGGCACCGAAACCGAAUGCGAAUCCUUCUUGACGUGUGACUUCGAGCACACGUUGUGCGGCUGGACGUCGGACGACAUGUUCCUGGGCUGGCAGAUCGGCACCGGGACCACCGGUCUGGACGGGUACGCCAUCGUGGCUCCCGACAACGAGACGUACGUCUACGUCGACAGCAAUCUGUGGGCGCUGAACCGGCCGGCCGUCCUCAAGUCCAAAUCCUUCGUCCCCUACCACGGCUUCAUGUCGGUGCGCUUCCACGCCUACGGAUACGGGGUGGCCUCGCUGUCGUUGUUUGGGGAGACCGCCAGCGGUCGCUUCCAACUGUGGGAGACCGGGCCCUCGCAUCGCGGCUGGCAGAUGGCCUCCAUCGAGAUCUGCUUCAAUGAGACUUUCGUGUUGUCGUUCGAAGCGGUGUUUUCCGCGCCGGGAUUCCUAAUCGGGUUAGACGACGUCGUGAUGCGCACGGACAACCAAUUAAUGUCCAAUUUAUCCUGCGCCAUCCUGCCGCAACACACCACCCCCGCGGGCGUCAGCACCGUGACGGCCGGAACCCGGACGACCACUCCCGAACCCACCACCACGAUGACCACCGUCCUGACGUUGCCACCGAACCACGAAGGAAACAUCAGCUGUGAAUUCGACGGCAAUUUGUGUGACUGGCGCAACGUCCCCAACGCUCUACCCUGGACCACCGCUAACAACGAUCCAGUUGCGGUGGACGCCGCUCACAACGGUGCAUACGCUGUGGCACGCGUGGGCAACGCUACGGGACUGACGUUGGCCAGGAUGAUCAGUCCGACGUUUAAUGCGUUUGAUUUCAAGGAAGAACUGGAAAUUGAGUUUUUCUACCAAACCAGCGGACGCGGCUCGACCGGCAUCGCCGUGUACCUCGUCCAGGGCAGCCAGAUCCCCGACAGCCCCGUCUUCACCAGCGACAGCGGCGUCGUGGGUCAGUGGACGCGCGCUCGCACCGUCUUCUCCAUCCGCGAGUGCAACGGCCGACUGCCCUGCCGAUUGAUGCUGGAGACGCGCUUCCUCCGUCCCAACACGUGGAGCGCAGUGGAUUCCUUCCAACUGCAUCUGGAGAAUGGAGUUACGCUUGGUACAACGCCGAUUAGCUUGACGACGAUGGAUCCGACCAUGGAAGUCAUCGAGGAAGGCACGUGCUCCUUCGAUGUCGGCUUCUGCAGCGGAUGGAUGUCACCGGGUUUCUACAAGUGGCACGAGAGUGUCGCUGAUCCCAUCGGUGUUUCACCGCAAGCCGGUCAUGGAUUCGUCUACGUGGAGAACGAGGGCAUCCUGAGCGCGGAGGGCCGCUUCGCGGAACUGCAGAGCCCGGCGUUUACCGCCAACGACGCCAGCCACAACCACACGCGCUCGGCGACGCUGUCCUUCUGGUACUACUUCGGCUACGGCACGGCCACCUUCCAAGUAUACAGCAAGAGCGCCGACGAGUGGUGGAACGACCAGCCGGAGGAGAACAGUGUGUGGAAAGUGACGCACAGCGUCUCCGCCAACUACCAGCGACGCUGGCGCCAGGUCACCGUGCGCCUCUGCUUCGAAGACACGCGAUCACUGGUCUUCCGCGUCACCCCCAGCAACACGUUUGCGCAUGUCGGACUGGACGAGGUCAUCACCACCCGCAACAACGUGGGGCCGCACACCUGCGAAAGCCUGCAGUACGCCGACGUUACCUGCGGCUUCGAGAGCGGCACCUGCGGCUGGCACAACGAAGAAUCCAUCGGCCUCAACUGGCGACGCACCCGCGUGGCCGGCAGCUACUUCAUGGCCACCCAGUCCGACAACGUCUGGCAAGUGUCCGGCACCGCCCGCUUGAUCUCCGACACCAUCCACCAGCAGGUACCCAACCCCACCCGCCUGUCCUUCUACUACGGGAACCCCGAAGGCGGCCACGGAACCACCAAGCUUAAAGUGAAGGUUUUCGAUCAAGAGCACGAGAUCUGGCACGCGCCCCGCAGCAACACCACCACGUGGCAGCGAAUGGACGUCGUCAUCUGCCAGGACCCGGGCUACCAGCUGGUCUUCGAGUCCACGGUGGCGGGUGUGCAGGUGGACGAUAUCGAGUUGACCGGGGAGAUCGAACCGGCCCCGCCCGGGUUUAAUCCGCAGUGUCCGUCGCCGAUUUUGACGUGUGAUUUCGAGGAUGGCAUGUGCGGCUGGACCACCGAGAUCGGAAAGAAUCUGCGCUUCCGCCGCGCACAGACCGUCGAGAAUGCUGUUGAUAGCGGCGUGAUUGGAAGUGCUGCCCAGGGUACGUGGUUCGUGUAUGCCGCGGCCAAUCAGCGGCAGGAUAGCGAUGAAGUGGCCCGCUUGGUGGCCAACGGCGCGGUCAAGUUGGCGCGCGACGGAAAAUUCUCCUUCUGGUACCACGCACGCGGACACGGAGUGAAUUUUGUCAGACUGACCAAGACGAAAUUGGGCAUGAAUGGAAUAGAGUUUGAUGUGUUGUGGGAAGAGACUGGAGGAAAUACCGAUCAGUGGAAGCGAGCGGAAGUUGUCUUGUGCGACUCAGCGGAAUUUUAUCUGGAAUUUUCCGCCGGCUUCAUUCUGCCGGACUACGUCGUCGCCUUCGACGCCCUCGAGCUGGAAGACGAAGGCGCCAUCUCGGGCGCCAUCCCGCCCGACACCUUCCUGUGCCCCGGCCAGACCGUGACGACCAUCAGCUGCGACUUCGAGAGCGACCUGUGCGGCUGGACCAACAACGGUCUGGGCAUCGACUGGCACAUCCAACCGCCCGGCGACGGCGGCGAGCACUAUAUGACGGCGCAGUCCCGCGACGCGCCCUUCGACGGCGCCAUUGCACGCAUCACCAGCCGCCCUGUGACCUCGGCCAUGCCGCGCAACACGCACUUCAUGUUCGGCUACCGGAUGCCCAGCAACGGUAUUAAGUAUCUGCGGGUGAUCCUGCGCGAACCGGCCAGCGAUCAGGUGCUGUGGGAGCGCAACGGCGCUCAGGGCGCCGACUGGAUCUGGACCAAAUUCACCGUGUGCCCGCGCAUGUCCGGCUUUUCGUUCGUCUUUGAGACGGCGUUCGAAGAAGGGGAUCAUCAGGUGGAUAUCGACGAGGUGAGGUAUGUGGGAGAGCAGAAUACGGAGGACGCCUGGCCGGGAACAUGUCCGCUGGUCAGCUGCAAUUUCGAGCACGAUAUGUGCGGAUGGGAGAAUCAUCAGACCGCCGCUUCCAGCUGGAGUCGAUCGAAUGCCCUCCUAGAAGAGUUCGACCACUACGAAGCCACCCCCGACGGCUUCUGGCACGUGGAGUCCCAAGGCGCCCGCAACGGCCACCUGACCUUUGCCCGCUUGAUCAGUCCCUGCAUCCGGAUCCAGGGCAGCACCCCCAUGAACUUCUGGCACCACGAGUACGGCCAGGGCAUCGAGUACCUCACCCUCAAGGCCUUCCAUCCCAACGGCCAGGAAUCUAUCCUCUGGCAGCAGGAAGGCGCCCCCGGCGUCUGGCUGCGCCCCGAAAUCACCGUCGGCGUCACCGGCAGCGUCCGCCUCGUCCUGGAAGCGGCCUUCACCGCCUCCAUGGGCGUGGUCGGGAUCGACAAGAUCAAAUUGCUAAACGAAGCCGAACGCUUGACCUUAGCGGAUGAUUGUCCAGCGUACCCCGCCGACCGCCCCCUACCGCCCAUUACCCCGGCCAGUCACACGAUGAGCUGCAGUUUCGACCGGAAUUUCUGCGCGUGGAGUCACGCGGAAAAUUUCACCAUUGCCAGUGCGUUUACCGGGUUCGGAGGGUCCGUUGGUGGGUUUGCGUUGGCCCGGAGGUCGGCGACGCUGGUCGGACCGAUGGUGAUGCUGCAGCAGCGCACGCAGAUGUUUUUCUUCUACCGGGCGCACGACGAUCUGGAGGAAGCCGAGUUGAACGUGUACUAUGAGGAUGGACGUGUGGAGAAUCUGUGGAGGCUGGCUAGGAGCUCCGUUGGUUUUGGACGGUGGAUCCCCGUGCGGGUGCCGCUGUGUCUCGACGGACGGUUCCGUCUUGUUUUUAAUAUACAACUCAACGGUUUUGGUAAUUACGGAUUCGCCCUGGACGAGAUCAUCAUCACGGCGGAGACCAGCAGCAUCACGACCGGUCUGUCCGCCUUCAACUGCACCGCCCAGACCCUCCCCUCCAACACCGUCAGCUGCGACUUUGGAUCGUCCCAGUGCGGCUGGGAAGUGUACGACAACAACGACGUGGUGGUGCAGCGUGGCCGCAUUCCCGGCGACGACGAGCAUGCCACACCGGUGAUGUAUGCUCUUCCCUCACCGACCGAAGACCUCGGAUACACCUACCUGCGCAGUCCCGACAAAGUGGUGGAGGCCGGUACCGUCUUCUCCUUCUCCUACCUGCAGCGCGGCAGUGCUCUGGGUUACCUGGAAGCACGCUUUCCCAACGGGACGACCCUGGAGAUGCUGGAUCUCAGCCCGGCGGAGGACUGGACGUCGGUCAGCGUGGCGCUGCCGGCGGUGACCAUUGGAGAGAAUGUCCAGAUGCGAUUUCUGUUUGGUUUUGACAAGACCUUGACCCAGCGCAGCAAGCGUGCCCUUCCGGAAGAUGUUUUUGCACUGGAUGACGUGUGGUACUCCACGGAAGAGGGAUUCGUUCCCGACGAACAAAUCGACAUUAUUACUGAAGAUGGAUGCGAGCCACCGUCGCACACGGGUGUGACCUGCGAUUUCCAGUGUGGCGCCACCUGUGGUUGGCAGCCGCCCAGUCGACCGGCCGUCGGCUGGCGAGCUGUCAACGGAUCGUACGGGGUGGGUCCGUACGCCGUGUACAACGACGAUAGCGAGGGCUACCUCGUGGCCGACAGCCAGGACGUUACCGUCAUCACCGACACGCUCGAGAUGCGCUCUAAAGCAUUCCCCUAUGUUAACAGCAGCAUGGCCUUUGCCUACCGCGCCUUUGGACACGGCAUCAAGCAUCUGCGGCUGUAUGGUGAACAAGCCGGCAACCAGCGGUUCCUGUUGUGGGAAACCGGGGAUGCGUCACGGGAGUGGCUGUACACGCUAGUGUCCGUCUGCUUCAACGAUCCUGUUGUGUUGGUGUUCGAGGCGCAGUUCAACGCGCGCGGCUUCUACGUGGCCAUCGAUCACGUGAUCAUGAACGAGGAUCCCGACACGAACGCGCCCACUUCGCAGUGCCCGGCCGUGGAGCUGCACACCACCUCCCAACCCAUCACCACUGAUUCCGGCCAGACUACGGGACCGACAACACCGGCGCCCAUUAUUAUACCGGAACCCAUCCCCGGCACGAUCAGUUGUGAUUUCGGCGAAGGCAGCCAUGCGGACAUGUGCGGCUGGCAGAACGCCGACAGUCUGCAGCCACAAUGGACACCGCUCCUCCGCAUCGGACAGACCAACGUCAGCACAGUGUUCGAAGCGGAACCGGGCAACUUCUUUGCCGGCGCCACCAUGGGCAACGAAACCGUCCGCUCGACGCGGUUGGUCAGCGCGAAUCUGGCCACGGCCAACAUCUUGAACGCCUCGUCUAACCACUUCCAUGUCGAGUUUUUCUACCGAACAAGCGGCCGUAACGUAGCCGGUCUCGCCGUCUUCGUGGCCACCUCCAACCAGCUCCCGGCCACGCCCAUCUGGGCCGCCGGCUCCGGCGCCAUCGAAUGGACCCGCGCCGUCAUCGACUUCGACCGCCCCUCCAGCUCUCGCAUCCAACUGGUCCUGGAGGCCCGCUACAUCCAGCGCGGCGCCUGGAUCGCCGUGGACCGCGUCGUCCUGGCCGGUGAGAACGGCAACGUCCUCCCGCCCACCAUCGCCACCACCGUCCAACAACCUCUGGCCAUCGUCGAGGCGGCCACCUGCUCCUUCGACGUGGGCCUGUGUCCGGGAUGGAUCGGCGUCAACUUCAUCGAGAACUUCAACCGCUCCUACCACGGAGUGGCCGCCCAGGCCGGCAACGGCUACGUCUCCGCCGAACACCCCGAGGGCUUCUCCGAGCUCUUCACCCGACCAUUAUUGCUGCUGGAUCAGGAAGAAACGACUGUAGAGGUGACCUUCUGGUACCUGUUGGGUCCUGGAACCCAGUUGGAACUGCAGAUUCACGAACCGGCUCUCGGGAACGGAUUGGUCGGGGUCGUGUGGGAGGUGACGAAUAACGCCGGGGAUGUGGAGAACCCCCUGACCUGGCAUUUCGUCCGCCAGAAGAUCUGUGUGCCCCGCAACGAGACCACCAUGGUGGUGUUCCAUGUCAACCAUCGCAUUGAGGGGUCGUUUGCCGCCAUUGAUGAAGUCAUCUCCACCAAGUCUGAUGAAUCCUGUGAACCGCUGAUCCCGGAGCCGCAGUCCACCAACGUCACCUGCGAUUUUGAGGAUUUCGAAACAUGCGGCUGGCAGUCGACAGAUGGCUGGCGCCCGGUGCGCGGGCCCCACGGUCCGCCCGGCUACGGCAUCACCGACGUCAACGAAGGAUACAUGCUGGUCAGCAGCAGUUCCUUGCCCUCUCUCAACCAGCCCGCCACUCUCGUAACCCGCAGCAACAUUUUCCCGGCUGUCCGUAGUGUUUUAAGCUUCUCCUACCGCGCGUACGGACACGGCAUCCACUCGCUGCAGCUAUUCGCCAUCCGCGCGGACGAACGCUUCUUAAUAUGGGAAACCGACAAUUUCAACCAGCUCUGGGUCAACGACGUGGCGCCUCUCUGUUUCAACGAUCCCGUCAAGUUGGCAUUCGAAGCGCGCUUCAAUUCGCGAGGCUUCUACAUCGGUCUGGACCAUGUGGUCCUGCUGGGCGAGGGAUCCGACGCGAUCAUCCCGACGGAAGCCUGUCCGGAUGUGAUUCCGCACAGCACUGUGCCCUAUCUGACCAGCCCGACCCCGUCCGGAAUUACCACCACGGAACCUCCGGUUACGCUGCCUGUGGCAUUCGACGGAGAGAUUUCCUGCAGUUUCGAAGCUAAUAAUCUGUGCGCCUGGCGCAACCUGGACUCCAUCCCUUGGACGGUGGCCGCCUCGCACAACAACGUCUCCGCCCACGCUGGCAACUACAUGGCCGUGGCCACGCCCCGCGGCAGCACCGGUCAUCGCGCCAGCCUCGUCAGUCCCAACAUCAACGCCACGCUCUUCCACGGGCACCAGCUGAGCUUCCAGUUUUAUUAUCGCGUCAAUGAUCGCGGUUCCACCGGCGUCUCGCUGUACACGAUCACCUCCGAUGUGGAGCCGACCACCGAAUACGCGCAUUUCGGUCCGGCACCCUUCGGACAGUGGAAUCUGGCGCUGGUCAACCUCCGCAUCGAUCCCAAUGCGCCGCGCCGACAACUGCAACUGACCAGUCUCUUCACUCAACCCAACAGCUUCGUCGCCAUCGACGACAUCAUUCUACAUGCGGAAACGGGCGAUACGGUACCGACACGCCCCCCUACCCCCACGACACCGGCGCUGAUCACCGUCAUCGAGAGCGGCACCUGCUCCUUCGACGUGGGUCUGUGCGAGGGCUGGCAAGCUGAACACUGGAAGGAGAGCGUCGUUGUGCCCGGACCCACGGAUGCCCAGUCAGGUCGUGGCUACAUGUACGUGGAUGAAGUGAAAGACCGUUUUGUGGUUCGCAAUGACACGAUCAGCGCCGAACUGCGCACUCCGCCCUUCCACCGCGACUUCUCCGCGCAGACCAGCAGCAAGAUGACCUUCUGGUACCGAGCCGGACCUGGCGCCGCCACCCUGGAGGUGUUGCUGCGUGAAACCGCCGCCGGCUACCUCAACGCCGAGAGUUCUGUCUUCUCCGUCAACCCCCUCGUCCUCGAGGAAUGGAUUCCGGUCACCGUCACUUUCUGCAGCACCGGUCAACAGGGGGUCGUCUUCCGGGUUUUCCUUGGCGAUGAUUUCACCUAUCUAGCGUUGGACGAGGUCCUGACGAUCAAGGACACUGUCGACCACUGUCCGGACGUCUGCUCCAAAUGGGAAGUGGCCGCGGAAUGUGAUUUCGAGGACGGAUUGUGUGAAGGAUGGGAGCUGGGAUUGACGUUGACGGACAACGGACAGGAGACGUCGGCGGAAGGCUUUGUUGUAGCCAAUUACAGCAGUGUACCGGCGCCGACUCAUAAUGAGACCGGCGACAGCUUCCUGGUCAAUCACUGCUUCUUCGACACGGACCCGGCUGAUAUGGGCGGACCAGGCCACGUCUCGGCCGUCCGCUCGCCGAACGUGACCUUUGACGCUGACCGUACUCAGGGCCGCAUCUCCUUCUGGUACUACAGUCACGGCCAGUUCCCGGCAACGAAUAAUCUGGGAGUGAUCGUCAUGGACGCCGCCGUGCACAACGUGGAGGCGGCCAUCGAGAUCCCGCUCUUCAUCCAGGUCAUUCCCGGCCGCUGGAAUUACGUCCACCAGACCGCCAUCAUCCCCAAGGGCGUCCACUACGCCGUGGUCUUCACCACGCAGACACGCUGCGAAGUCUUCAUGAUUGUCGACGAAAUCGUUAUCGAAAGAAACGUCCCCACCGAAUGUCUGGACGUUUCCUGCACCUUCGACGACGGAGACACCUGCGAGUGGGAGAACACGACCGAUCCCGGUUUCUGGCGUCUGGGCAGCGGUCACGUGGGCAGCCCCGCCUACGGUAUCAACGGCAGCGCGCAUGGCAGCGGUUUUCUCUAUUUAGACAGCAACGACCUGCCCUCGCUCAACUACCCCGCCGGCAUCCGCACCAGCAUCACCCUGCCCAGUCAGACAGCCGAUUUCUUCUUCUACUACCGCGCUUUCGGCACCGGCAUCGCCUCCGUUUAUUUGUACGCCGUUCACGAGGACGGCAUCCGCUAUCCGCUGUGGCACACUAGCAACGCCGCUCGCCAAUGGAUACCGGCUUACGUGCGACUGUGUCUGAAUGAACCCUUCAAGCUGGAAUUCGAGGGUAUCUUUGCCGCACGCGAUUUCGUGAUUGGUUUGGAUGCGUUCCACCUGGCGGAGAUUGGACCGGCGGUGGAUUGUCUGGAGUUGACCACCCCGCGACCGCCAGUGUCGAUUACCACCGCGGGACCGGUCACGCUUCCUACCGUGCCCACGACGCUCCCGGUUGUCCUGCCACCAGCCUGGAAUGGACCGAUCAGCUGUGAUUUCGAGAACAACACGCUGUGCUCUUGGCGCAAUCUGGACGACAGCGCGAACAAUUCCAAGUGGCGCGUGGUGGAGAGCGUCGGCAGCGGUAUCGCCGAGAUCCCGGAAGCUUACCGCGGACGCUACUUUGCCGCAGCGCAGCCCACAUCCACCAGCCGCGUGGCGCGCCUGAUGAGUGCCAAUCUGGAUUCCGACUGCAGUCAGCCAUUUAACAUUGAGUUUUACUAUCGAACCAGCGGACGAUUCGUGCAAGGUAUCAGCGCUUACUUGGCCGUCAGCGACGCCUUCCCUGUCACCUCCGUCUGGCACACCGGCCACGGCGACAUCGGCCAAUGGCAACGCGCGGUCAUCAGCAUCCGACAGGCGGACGGCGCCGACGCCAGCCGUUGUCAGCUGAUCCUGGAGACCCACUUCACCCGCCUCGACAGCUGGACCGGCAUCGACGAGAUCAGCCUGGAAAGCGAGACCGGAAGCACAUUCCGCCCCACACAGACGUUCCCCACGACCCGCCCACCAACCUCCACGGUCACCCCGACGGUGUCCACUCGGCCGCCGGUGACACGGCCCCCGUUGCAGGAAUAUUCCUGUUCGUUCGAUGAUGGAUUGUGCGCGGGAUGGAGCUCGUUGGGAUUAUUACACUGGCAGACCGCCAAUCAUUCGCACGCCGGUGUUCAGCCGUUCCGUGGAGAGGGAUUCGCCUUCGUGGAGGAAACCAUCCACAAUCAGCACGACCGCUACGCCGAACUGGAGACGCCGGUGUUCCGCGCCAACCGCAACGGCAGCCACGCCUUCGUCAUGGACUUCUGGUACCUGUUCGGCCAGGGCACCGCCACCCUGGAGGUGAUCAGUAAACCGCAGGGCGAACAUUUCGAGGACCCGGCGAAGGAGGGCACCCUCUGGACGGUGACGCACACCACCGACAACGAUGCGGUGCACCGCUACUGGCGCCACGCCAGCGUCCAGGGCUGCUUCGAUACGGCACAGCUCAUGACGGUGGUCUUCCGUUUAACACCGUCCGAGCGACACUUCACGAUCGCUGCGCUGGAUGAGGUGGUCACCACGGCACGCCCCGAUUUAUUAGGCCCCGAGCAGCAGUGUCCACCGCAGAAGUUCGACCACACGGUGACAUGUGACUUCCAGACCGACGAGCCGACCAACUACAUCUGCGGAUGGGACAUCCAGUCCGGCAGCGGCAUCACAUGGAAUUGGAUCAACAAUGCCUCCAACUUCUUCUUGGCGACCAUCCCCACCAACGCCUCAGCAGCCGCCCCGGCGACGCGCCUAAUCAGCAUGCACGUCAACCAAUUCCCGCCCAAUCCCACCAAGCUGACCUUCCGCUACCGCUUCCCGCGCGAUGUGCACGGCGGUUACCUGAAACUGAACGUGAAGAUUUUCGAGGAAGAGUACGAAAUUUGGCGCGCCACGCCCACUUUACAGUGGCAGACGGCGACGGUGUACCUGUGCUUCGAGCCGGGCUACCAGCUGGUGCUGGAGACCACGGCGCUGGACGUCAGCGUCGACGAUUUCGUGCUGGUCGGCGAGACCGCGCCGGUGCAGCCGGGCGAGAUCGACGGCUACUGUCGCUCGCCGUUGGUGACGUGCGGCUUCGAGGACGGCUUCUGUGGAUGGAGAGAGACCAGCUUCCAUCGCUAUCGCGAAGAUGCCGGACAGAAUGCCGCGCUCGGAACAUGGUAUGUCAAGGCAGAAUCGGCGGACAGUGAGCCGGCCACGCCGGUGUUGCGUAUAUACGACACGAUCAAACUGCGCGCCGCCACUCAAUUUACUUUCUAUUACUUCUUGCACGGGCCCGUUCGUCAAUUGAGCCUGAUCAAGGGCCACAAGGGCUACGAUGGCACCUACGAACAGGUGUUGUGGACGGCGGAGGAGACCGGUCUGACUGGCUGGCGCAUGGCGGAAGUGACCGUGUGCGAUGAAAACCCCUUCACCCUGUUCUUCUUGGCGAACUUCGCGGCUGCCGACAGCGCCGUUGGCCUGGACGGUUUCGUGUUAGACAACGAAGCGAGUUUAUCCGGCCAAGUACCUCCCGACACCUACACCUGCCCCGGCGCCCCACAGACCACCAUCACUUGUGAUUUCGAAGCGGGCAACUGCGGCUGGAUGAACGCCCUGUACUACCGCAACUACUUCGAGAUCGUCAAUGACACCAUCGGCACCCCACCGGCCGUCAUCCUCGGCGCCAAAUACGGCUCCAACUAUCUCGCUUCCCAAUCCUCCAACUCUAUCAACGGCAGCAACAACGUGGCGCGCAUCAUGAGCCGCCCGAUCACCUCGGCCAUGCCGCACAACACGCAGGUGACCUUUUGGUACAACAUCGCGGCCUACCAGUUGCGCUACUUCCGGCUGAUCGUCCGCCAGAACGAGGUGGACGAGAUUGUGUGGGAACGCAGCGGCGGAAGUGCUCCCGGCUGGAAGGAGGCCGUGUUGACGGUGUGCGGGAAGGUCGGUGCGCAGUUGAUCAUGGAGGUGGCCUUCACCAUGCCGGACAGCGUGGUUGCCGUGGAUGACGUCAGGUACCGCGGGGAGAACAAUCUGGCGGCCUCCGUGCCCGGGUUGUGCCCCGUGGUCAGCUGUCAUUUCGAGGACGGCUUCUGCGGAUGGCUCAGUGACAUCCGGGCCGCUCCCUACAACAACAGAUGGGUCCGCUCGACGAGCCGUAUUGAUUACCAUGACCACCCGAACAACGGCAAAUCCGGCCGGUUCCACGCCCAAUCCACCGGCAUCCCCAACCAGGACUUGAGUAUAGCCCGUCUGUACACCCCCUGCCUGGCCGUCUCCGCUGACACCUCCCUGGAGUUCUUCGUCCACCUGUACGGCCCCUCCAUCCAGUACGUCCAACUGAAAUCCCUCUCCAACGCCACGAACAACGAGACCGUCCUCUGGAGCAGCAACAACGAUCAAUCCAACACCUGGCUGCACCCCACCCUCCCCGUCCCCGCCUCCUCCAACGUCGUCUUCAUCCUGGAAGCGGCCUUCUCCGACGCCGACUCCACCGUCGCCAUCGACCAGAUCCGUUUGUUCAACGAAGCGGAAGUGGUCACUCUGGGCGACAACUGUCCCAGCGUGGCGCCGGUGACCCCGCCGACCAGCCGCCCCACACGACCGACAGUCACCACCCCGGUGCCGCCCCUGCCCACCGGGACGUUGAGCUGUUCCUUCAAUUCCCAUUUCUGCGGUUACGGUUAUCAAGGCUUUAAAAUUGCCGACGCCAGUGAGGACAUAACGACCUCCGUGGGCGGUGGCAUGGCGCUGUUCCAACCGAACAGUCAGCAACGUCACGCCAGUCUGUUGUCGCGUGGGUUCUACGUGCGGGAACGCAUGCAGGUGUUCUUCUUCUACUUCGCCCAUGCGGAUGUGGAGGUGUUCACGGUGAAGGCGCAUUAUGUCGUCAAUGGACAGAUUACUUCGACGGAUGUGUUGUUUGAACUGCACGGAAGUGCCGCUCUGGGCGGGAUGGCGUUCGGACGCUGGAUACCCGGGCGAGUGACCCUUUGCGUACCGGGAUUCUCGCCGUUGGUACAGCUGGAGUUCAGCGUCACCGCUGGAGCCGGUUCCGCGUCGGAAUUCGCUGUGGACGAGAUCAUCAUCAACCGCGAAUCCCAGGCCACCUCCCUUACCCCUCUGAACAGCACCCUGGACUGCGGCCCGAUCAAUCGACCUAAUUCCCUGACCUGCGAAGACAUCGCCCCCGGCGCGCCCUUCUGCGGCUGGCAGGCCCCGCCCGGCGUCACCACCCAGGUUCUGCCCGGCACGCACGAGACCGCGCUGGUCGUCCUGGGCGACGCGCUGUCCGCCGGCCCCGUGCAGAUCGUCAGCGGGGAGAUCCCGCCGCAUCCGGAACCGACCAGUUUUGCCUUCAAGUACAUGCUGGUCACCCGCGCCCGCCUGCAGGUGGACCUCCUGGUGGGCGGGAACAACAGUCUGCCUUAUCCCUUGGCGCCCACGGAGAGCCUCGAACGCUGGACUUCCGCCGUGGUGGAGCUGCCCGCCAGCGACCAGCCCAGCCGAAUUACGUUCCGCGUCAGUGUCCUGGAGGUGCAGAACCGUCAGGAGCCGGGACUCGUACCGGCGUUGUUCGCGCUGACGGACACGUGGUACUCGGCUGAAGAAGGCUUCGUGGCGGAACUGGAAAAUUUGACCACCACCGUCCCUCCCGUCACCACCGGCUCGACGGUCACCAGUGGGUCGACGAUAACAUCCGGGCCGACGGCAACUUCCGGAUCGACGGUAACAUCAGUGACGUCACAGCCGCCGACUCCCACAACCGUACCGACGACGAACGCCACCACCCCGCCCAUCGUCGUGCGACCGACGAGCGCACCCCAGGCCUACAGCACACAGGACAUCGUGCUGAUCAGCGUGGGCUCGGUGGCCGGUGCUCUUGUCCUGCUGGGCGUGGUCAUCGCGCUGCUGCACUUGCGCAGCAAGCGCCGCGAGCGCAAGGGCCGCAGCUACGAGGAGCACGUCGUCACCGAGACGCCGCUCACCGAGAUGUCCACGCGCACCUCCACCAUGUCCAAACCGCCGGCCUACAGCAGCAAACCCCCAACACCGCCGCCCGCCAGCGGCCAGAGCACGCCGCCGCCCUCGCAGCCGACGGUGGCCGCCUUCCGCACCAAGGGCUUCGACGAGGAGACGCUGUAGAGGCUGUUGAUACUCUUAAGCGGAUGUGUUUCUGGAAUUUGUAUACUGUGAUGAAUGGACAGUUUUCUUUUAAUUUUUUAUAUUUGUCCCCCGAAUUUCUGGAUUUUUCUAGUCGGUAAUUUAUUACAAAAUCUGUGAAAAACUAUUAAAGGUCGAUUAUGGUAGA